AUGGUGGUGCUUAGAGAAUUUGGAGGUUGUCAACCCAUAUAUAAAGAUGCUAACAAGGUUGUUACAUUUAAGUUUUUCCAUGUAGAGCAAUUUGGAAUGGCAAAAGAUUUGGGAAAUGACGAUGGGUAUGAUGUGAGUUUUUAUGGUGAAGAGUUUGGAACUGUGAGCCUGACUUCAAGCCAAGUGCGGAAGGAUAGUAGUGAUCCAGAAUAUUCUUGUUCUGAGGAUGAUGAUAGCAGUUAUCCAAACUUUGAAGACAGUGACUAUGCACAAAGUGAUGAAGAGAUUGACUUAUUGAAGAAGGAUGAUAAGUGGUUUGAAGGUUAUGUGGAUCAUAGUUGUAUUGACAAUGAUCCUAAUGCAGAGGAAAAUGAUGAGUCAGACAAUGGAGAAGAGUCACCUACACUUACCUGCCCAAAUAGCUCUUCAAGUGAAGAUGAAAUAGUAGGUGAACUAAGAAGGAAGAAGAAUAGAAUGCCAAAGGGUGAAAAUUUUAGACCUGAAAUUGAUAUGGCAAACCCAAGUUUCAAAAUAGGUUUAAAGUUUGCAAUUGUCGAGAUGUUUAGAAAAGCUGUGAGGAUAUACUCCAUUAAUUGUGGAAGAGAGUUGAUAUUUAUGAAUAAUAACCGUAACAAAAUAAGAGUAGUAUGUGAAGAGAGUUGUCCUUUUGUUAUCCAUGCUUCAAGUGUUAGUGGUAGCACUUACCUGCAGGUGAAAACCUUUAAUCCUACACAUGUUUGUAGUAAGGGGGAGCAAGUUCACCAAGACUAUGGUUAUAGACCAUCUAGAGCAAUUGUGUACAGAGCAAGAGCCAUGGCAGUUGACAUUGUAGAAGGGUCUUACACCUGUAAGAAGGGGUUUUUAGAUGGUUGUUGGCCUGUGGUUUGCUUGGAUGGGUGUCAUGUCAAAGGGCCUCACCUUGGGCAAGUGCUUUCUGCAAUGGGAGUUUAUGCAAACAACGGAAUGUUUCCACUUGCCUAUGCAUAUGUAGAGAUUGAGAGCAAUUCAACGUGGCUGUGGUUUUUAAAAUUAUUGAGUGGUGAUCUGAAUAUUAGGAACAAUUAUGUAUUUAUGACUAACAAACAAAAAGGUUUAAUAGAUGUUGUGGAUGCUCUAUUCCCUCAUGCAGAGCAUAGACAUUGUUUGAAACAUCUGUAUGGAAACUUCUAUUUGGAACAUAGAGGUUUUGCUUCGAAACAUCAAAAGGAAGUAAUUGCUAGGGCCACAACAGUGCCAUGGCAUGCAAAGAUGAGAAAAAUGUUGGAGUUGUCUAAACCUGCACAUGAUUAG
Molecule: messenger RNA, 1290 nt
Organism: Prunus armeniaca (apricot)
Lineage: Eukaryota; Viridiplantae; Streptophyta; Magnoliopsida; Rosales; Rosaceae
Source: the annotation of a GenBank genome assembly